AUGAAAAUAGAGAGGGAAAACAAUAGACUGCGCGAUGAGAAGUCUGAAUUGGAGAGGGAAAACAAUAGACUACGCAAUGAGAAGUCUGAAUUGGAGAGUCGGAUGCAGCGGUUGGUGCACCAAAACAACGAGCUACAGGAUCAAUUGGACAAGAAGACAAGGGAUAUGAAGAAGUAUGAAGAAGAAGCAAGGGAGCAACUAACUGAAAAGGAAGAGGAAUUGGUGAACACAAGGAACGCAGGCUUGGUGAUAAUGAAAACCGCCGAUGCGUACGAAGAGGUAGCAAGAAAGCAACUUAAGGAAAAGGUGUGGGAACUAGAGGACACAAGGAAAGUGGUUCGUGUCCUCAUGGACGCUGCUGACACAUACCAAGAAAUAGCAGACAAGCAAAUUAAAGAUAUGGAGGAGGAAUUGAAGGUCAUAGGGGCCGAGAAAGCAAAGAUGGAUGCAAGGGUAGCAUCUUUGGAGUCGAGGCUCAAGGUUGCACUUGAUAAGAAUAAGGAAUUAGAGGGUGAUUGUGAUAAAGUGAAGUUUGAAAAUUAA
Molecule: messenger RNA, 543 nt
Organism: Miscanthus lutarioriparius
Lineage: Eukaryota; Viridiplantae; Streptophyta; Magnoliopsida; Poales; Poaceae
Source: the annotation of a GenBank genome assembly